Diuraphis noxia (Russian wheat aphid) is the source of this 1336-nucleotide messenger RNA. It is a transcript of the gene mthl1, whose product is annotated as adhesion G-protein coupled receptor methuselah-like 1. Gene Ontology annotation, cellular component: membrane. Gene Ontology annotation, biological process: G protein-coupled receptor signaling pathway; cell surface receptor signaling pathway. The record is from RefSeq and is a predicted model, not a curated record. NCBI's taxonomy places the organism in Eukaryota, Metazoa, Arthropoda, Insecta, Hemiptera, Aphididae. Gene Ontology annotation, molecular function: G protein-coupled receptor activity.
ACGCGACCAGUGUCGUUUCGUCGUCGUCCGCGUACGUUUGUGCCGCCGUCCGUUCAGUUGGCGUACGCAACACCCGCGUAAAUAUUCAUACACAAAGCCGACGUGCGUUUUCCGCGAAAUUUGUUUGCCGCGCCGUAAAUAGCAGACGAAAAAAAAAAAAACACGCCGUUAUUGCAUAAUAUUAUGAACGUUUUGUCGCGUCGUCUGACGGAACACUAGGCGCGCGUAGACCACGACCUAAUUAACGUCGCUAUCGUCCGUACGAAAAAUGUCGCGCGGUCGUCCGCGAGACGUCUCCGCGACGACGGUGUCGUUGUUACUUCUAGUGUCGGUGGCCGCGGUGUCAUCCUCCGACAACGUGACCGUGUUUCGAUGCUGCGGUCGCGGCGAGAUGCUCGACCCGACCGACGUGCACGGGCCGUGCGCCCUGUUGCCGGCGUCCUUGCCGCCGCAAGACUUCGUGCCCGUCAUUUUCGACGUGAACAGCAACCAGUUCUUGAACCCCAACGAGCCUCCGCCGGCUUACUGGAACCUGGUCCAUGAACGGCCGCCGUGCCGGCCCGCCGCGACGCCCCAAGACCCGCCCCGGUUCGUGUCGUUUCUCAACGGUACGCUUCUGGCGCAACACUGGCCAAAGAACCUGAUGGUCGACCCGGGACUGUACUGCCUGGACCGAGCCGGCGCGCUGCUGUGCUUGCCCGACGAGCCGAACAAAACGAAAAAGUGUUGCGGCCCAUCGGCGGAGUACAGCGAAGUGAACGGAGGAUGCGAGAACUCGGGCCGGCACGACGCGGCCGAUCUUCCGGAAGACAUCACGUCCGGAUUUCCGCGGUGCGAGGACGACGUGUACAUCUUGUCGGGUCGCAUCAACGAGUCGCAUUGGCCCGUCAACGGCGCGUGGCCCGCCGGCGGACAGCUGCGUACGACCGACGGAGUCACACUCCAGCCUCGGGAAUACUGUCUGGAGCGCGUGCUCGAACAGACGCAGGAGCCGCGCACGUGGACCGUGUUUACGUGUGCGCCCCGGCACGGCGUCGACCACGUGACCAAGAGCUAUCGCGAGGACAUCCGGUUCACCCUAUACCCGCUCGGGCUGUUGCUGUCCGUGUUCUUCUUGGCCGUCACCCUGGUGGCCAGUUGCAUGCUGCCCAGCACUUAUCACGUGCUCCACUGGAAGUGCCAAGUCAACCACGUCGGAUGCUUGCUAGUCGGCGACCUGUUCCUGGCCUUCGUCCAACUGUCCGGCGACUCUUUGCGCGGACCACUAUGCGUUUUCACAGGUACGAUCGUGAAAAAAUGUCAUUGCUUAUAUCAUCGAUUAUCACUACCUAAGUAA